GCCAAACAAACUGAAAAUUGCCCUCCACAUCCCUCACAACACACCACCCAAAACCCUCUCAGUCUAUCAGUGCAGUCUCUACCCCAAAAUCAGAGAGCCAACAAUGUCAAACCACGAAGACGACGACCUUGACCUCCUUCUCUCCCUGCAAGACAGGGUUUUGGAAACCCCCCCUGCCUCUCCUUCACGUUCCCCAGACUCAAGGUAUCUUUCCGACGAGGAUGAGUUGUCCCGCCGGAGAGGGCCGCCGGACAUGUCCGUGUUCAGGGAUGCUGUUCAGGACUGCCUCGAUUACGAUCACAAAUCGGCACAGAAGACCAUCAAAUCCAAGCAAAUCAGUUCCUCCAAUGAUUCAGAGGUUGAGAAAUAUUCGGGUUUGCGAAUAAGGAAGCAGUUGCUAUCUCCUUCAGAGCUUAAGGAUCGGUUUUCAGACAUCCGUUUUGUUCGGUUACCCAAUAUAAAGAACUAUCUGGUUGGGGAAACUCUUUCAGGAUGUUGGGCAACUGUUGGAGUGUUGACUGAGAAGGGGACUAAAAGAACUAGUUCUACGGGGAAGAGCUAUUCGAUAUACAAAUUCGGGUGUUUGGAUGAAGAUACCGUUUCUGUUUUCUUGUUUGGUGAUGCUUAUGAGAGGAACUGCAAUGAGCAGGCUGGAAUGGUGUUUGCACUGUUUAAUUGUAGCGUACGCAAGGAUGCUAAGGGUGCUGGUUUUUCUUUGAGUGUGUUUUCGGCCAAUCAAAUUGUGAAGAUAGGAACUUCAGUUGAUUAUGGAGUUUGCAGAGGGAAAAGGAAGGAUGGAAUGGCUUGUAGUUUAGUCAUAAAUAAGCGCCAAGGAAUAUAUUGUAAAUUUCAUAGAUCGAAAGAAUCACAGAAAUAUUCCACUAUGCGAACUGAGCUCAAGGGAGGGAAUUUGAGAACAGGAUUUCGGAACCCGUACCAGCCAGAAGGAGUUUUUAUGGUCGAUCCUCUAGCUGACAGAACAAACUCUAACAAGCGUAAGCAGCCGGUGAAGCUAUUGUCUGUGGAAGGGCUUAAGAAGGCAUUAAGUAAAGCAGAUAAAGUGACUACAAAUACACAUUCACAAGGAAUAAGGUUUUUGGCCAAGGUCACAGGGACGACAGAUCCAAAUGAUGUGAUUAAAGAGACAACAAUGCAAAAGAAACAAAUAUCCAGCUUAGAGAAGAGGAAAUCGUCUACCACAAGCAUGGGUUCAUCUGCAGUCAUCAAAAACCAGCAAGUAGAUGCAAAAAGAAUGAAAACCGGAAAGGACAAUAGUCUGGCAGACAAAUCAAAGCAGGGCACUGGAAAGAUGAUUGAAUUAGAUUACUAUAUUAGCUCGGAUGAAGAGUUGUGAGCCUUGUAUACAUUAUUUCUGAACAUCUUGGCCAAAUCAAAGUUGAAUUCUGAUUCUGGAGUGAUAUGACUGAGCUUAUAGCCUCUUCCUAUCCUAAACUGGGUCUAAUAGUUGAGUAACCGGGGCUCCUAUCAGACGACCCUCCUCCUAGUUUAAAGUUCCAGAAGACUCAGCAGACCAAGUAACUUAAAAUCCAGAGUUUCUGAUGUCUCACAGCCAACUACUUACUCCAUCAUGACAGAGUUGAGCAAAGCAGAUUCUUAGAGAUGUCUGGCUUUGCCACUGAAACAAUUUUGUAAGAUUCUUCCCAAAGUGUUAAACUUCCAAUUAUUUAACUUAAAAAUUGUAGAGUACGUGCUGUAAGCUGUCAUUUCUUUUUUGUUUAUUUGUUGUAACAUUUUCUGGUCAGAUUAAUGGAAAAGUUGCUCCGUUUUAUCU
Messenger RNA from Rosa rugosa (rugosa rose), 1792 nucleotides. RefSeq lists its product as uncharacterized. NCBI's taxonomy places the organism in Eukaryota, Viridiplantae, Streptophyta, Magnoliopsida, Rosales, Rosaceae. Gene Ontology annotation, cellular component: replication fork protection complex; nucleus. Gene Ontology annotation, biological process: DNA replication; DNA replication initiation. The coding region runs from base 104 to 1354 and encodes 416 amino acids. Gene Ontology annotation, molecular function: DNA replication origin binding; single-stranded DNA binding. The transcript has 11 exons. The record is from RefSeq and is a predicted model, not a curated record.